AUGAAGAAUGGUCCUUCAUUCUCAUAUGACGAAACCGUGCAGAAAAAAAAUUAUGAACGGGUUUGCCCCCCCGCCGCCGUCACUGCGGUCCACCGAUACGUGGCCUUCAAGAUUCACACUCUACCGUCGGAUUCCUUCGGCUCUCGCUCCCGCUAUCAACUCGGCAAUCGUCGGCGAUCCGAUCGCAAAGUCCGAGCAAGUGCCGAUGCUCUUGCGCUGGAGCCUGUGGAGGCCAGAGUUCCACAUAAUGAUUCUACAGAACUUGACUUUUUCUCAUGUCCCAUUUGCUAUGAACCACUGAUAAGGAAAGGUCCUCCAGGUCUAAACUUGGCAUCAAUUUAUAGAUCUGGAUUCAAGUGCCAGAAAUGCGACAAGUCAUUCUCCAGUAAGGAUGUCUAUCUCGAUCUCACUGUUACUGCAGGAACGACGGAAUACAAUGAAUUGAAGCCUGCCCGAACUGAGCUCUUUCGGAGCCCACUUGUAUCAUUUCUGUAUGAAAGAGGAUGGCGUCAGAAUUUCAAUCGGAGUGGCUUCCCUGGUCGUGAUGAAGAGUUUGAAAUGGCUCAAGAUUAUUUCAAGCCUGUGGCGGGUGGUUUUCUUGUAGAUGUGAGCUGUGGGAGUGGCUUGUUUUCAAGAAAAUUUGCAGCAUCUGGAUCGUAUUCUGCUGUUGUAGCAUUAGACUUUUCUGAGAAUAUGCUUCGGCAAUGCUAUGAGUUCAUCAAGCAAGAUGACAUGCUUUUAACGACAAACCUUGCUCUUGUAAGGGCAGAUGUUUCAAGGCUUCCAUUUGCAUCAGGUUCAAUUGAUGCUGUUCAUGCUGGUGCUGCUCUACACUGUUGGCCAUCUCCUUCCAAUGCGGUUGCUGAAGUAAGUCGUAUAUUGCGAAGUGGUGGUGUCUUUGUAGCAACUACAUUUCUAUCAUCUCCCUUGAAUACCCCCUUCCCUUCUGAAUCAUCGAGGCCUCUCAGACAGUUCUUUGGUCAAGUAACCAACAGCUAUGCUUAUUUUACGGAGAAGGAGAUUGAGGACCUAUGCAAGUCUUGUGGCCUCAUCAAUUACACGAGCAAAGUACAAAGGGCUUUCAUAAUGUUCUCGGCCCAAAAGCCAUGACACUAUAGUGAAAAUUCUACUAUAUACCAAAAUUUACCGGAUCAUUCUUUGUAAUUACCUGUAUAAAGAAGUUACAGUUGAAGUGUGGUACCAUAUAUGGUUUUGGGAAUUAGUUCA
Asparagus officinalis (garden asparagus) is the source of this 1227-nucleotide messenger RNA. RefSeq lists its product as uncharacterized. The record is from RefSeq and is a predicted model, not a curated record. The transcript is spliced from 9 exons. Bases 1 to 1110 code for a protein of 369 amino acids. Gene Ontology annotation, molecular function: S-adenosylmethionine-dependent methyltransferase activity. NCBI's taxonomy places the organism in Eukaryota, Viridiplantae, Streptophyta, Magnoliopsida, Asparagales, Asparagaceae.